Messenger RNA from Temnothorax curvispinosus, 974 nucleotides. Its product is annotated as odorant receptor 46a-like. Gene Ontology annotation, biological process: detection of chemical stimulus involved in sensory perception of smell; sensory perception of smell. Gene Ontology annotation, cellular component: plasma membrane. Gene Ontology annotation, molecular function: olfactory receptor activity; odorant binding. The record is from RefSeq and is a predicted model, not a curated record. The annotation marks the transcript as partial. NCBI's taxonomy places the organism in Eukaryota, Metazoa, Arthropoda, Insecta, Hymenoptera, Formicidae. The transcript has 4 exons.
GAGACUAUCCAUCGGAGCGGCGCCGUCCCGGAAUUAUGGAUAUAUUGCCAUUAAAUUUCCGAGUUUUCUGGUUCUGCGGUGCAUGGAGCGAAGAGAAGGAUAAUAAUCUUUUCGUUCGUUGCUUAAGUUUGUGCUACAGGUAUGCCAUCGUUACAUUAUUAUACGAGUUUACGAUAUUGGAAGUAAUCGAGCUUGUAAGGACGCACGACAAUAUAGAAGAUAUAACUGAAGGACUCUUCCUAGCGUUAACUUAUGUAGCAUUUUGCUUUAAAUACGGAAAUUUCUUAGCGCGACAAAACGAAGUGUCCAUGUUGCUGGACUGUUUUCGAAGCGAAACGUGUCAGCCAAAGAAUUCCGAAGAAAAGAUGAUCCUCCUUAAGUACGAUCGCAAAGCCAAGUGGUGCGUUCGAACUUUCAUGAGUAUAUCUCAAGCUACUUGUAUAGCUCUUAUACUCGCCCCUAUUGUGGGACCUCAGAAUAGCGACAGACCACUGCCGGUCAAGACAUACCUGCCGUACUCGAUAUCCGGCUUAUAUCCGUACCUGGCGACUUACCUUCAGCACGUAGGCGCAAUAUUUUACGGGGUACUGUUGAACGUUUCGUUCGACUCCCUCGUCUACGGCUUCACCCUUCACGCCUGCGGGCAGAUCGAGCUGCUGCGCUAUCGUCUGUCGAAGAUCUUCAAGGAUCGUCCAGAGCAAUAUCGAAUCGAUUCGAGCAAAGGCACGAUGAUCAGCGAGUGCGUGAGACAUCACUUAUACGUACACGAGAUCGUGCGCAGGAUACAGUCGUUGUUUGUGUGGACCGUGGCGAUUUUAUUCAUUUUCAGCAUGGUCACCUUGUGCACCAGUAUUUUCCAAAUGUCCAAGAAGAAGAUUCUCAGCGUCAAAUUUCUCUCGUUGACUAUGUACCUCGGCUGCAUGCUGUUUCAAGUGUUCUUCUACUGCUGGUAUGGAAAUGAAUUGCAACUGAAG